UAAGCUGUGUUUUACUUCAGAGUAGCUUAACUCUAGUUUGGAGCUGUAAACGUAAAACUUUUUUUUUUUUUUUUUACAUUAAAAUUAAAACUGAAGAGUCGUCAAGUAUGCAGUCAGAUCACAAAGAUGUGAGCAAACAGGAAGCUGAUGAAAAGAAGCGAGAUGUUAACAACAAGCAGUACAAGCACUGUAAAUGGAGACUGAUUUUUGCAUUAGCAAUAUCUGUAGUUAUUAAUGUUUUAACAAAUAUUGUUAUUUAUUUUUCAGUUAAAGAAGAUAGGGUUGCUCAGUAUUUCUGCCCAGAUAAUUGGAUCGGUUUCCAAGAUAAAUGCUAUUAUUUUUCUGAAGAAGAAGAAGAUUGGAAUUCAAGUAGAUACAACUGUUUGUCUCAAAAUGCUAGCCUAGUUAUGAUUGCCACAACAAAAGAAAAACGUUUUCUUAAGCGAUUCAAGCGCACUUCUGAUCACUGGAUUUGGCAAGACAUGACAGAAAAUUUAACAGGACAAUGGGUGGAUGAAAACAUACAUAACAAAGGGAUGUUGGCAACAUCUCUGGCCUCUACUCAUGAGACAGUAGCAAUUCCCCCUGCCCCACUCCUCUUGAGGCAACCAAAAAUGUCUUUAGAUAUUUCCAAGUGUUCCUUGCAAGGGCUGGUGGAAGGCAAACUCACCCCAGGGUUAAGAACCAUUGGUUUCUACAAAUUGACGACUCUACCUAUAACAUGUAACUUAGUUUAA
Messenger RNA from Capra hircus (goat), 737 nucleotides. Its product is annotated as C-type lectin domain family 2 member D. The transcript is spliced from 5 exons. Gene Ontology annotation, cellular component: external side of plasma membrane. The record is from RefSeq and is a predicted model, not a curated record. Bases 108 to 737 code for a protein of 209 amino acids. Lineage: Eukaryota; Metazoa; Chordata; Mammalia; Artiodactyla; Bovidae.